GCAAAUGGGGACGUUUGAUACCUUCCGGAAAGCCUAUGGAGCUCUCAAGGAUUCCACCAAGGUUGGCCUUGCCAAGGUCAACAGCGAAUUCAAGGAUUUGGACAUUGCCGUCGUAAAGGCCACCAAUCACGUCGAGUGCCCUCCUAAGGAGCGUCACGUUAGAAAAAUUUUUUCAGCAACAUCAGUGGUACGUCCAAGGGCCGAUGUGGCCUACUGCAUACAAGCACUUUCAAAGAGAUUAUCCAAGACCAGAAAUUGGAUUGUUGCUAUAAAGACAUUGAUAGUCAUUCACAGGACAUUGAGAGAGGGCGAUCCUACAUUUAGAGAGGAGCUUCUAAAUUACUCAUACAGAGGACACAUCCUCCAAAUAUCCAACUUCAAAGAUGAUUCAAGCCCUCUUGCUUGGGAUUGUUCUGCAUGGGUUCGGACUUAUGCACUCUUUCUAGAGGAACGACUUGAGUGUUUUAGAGUGUUGAAAUAUGAUAUUGAGUCAGAGCGUUUGACAAAGUCAUCGCCAGCAGCAAGCAAGGUACAUAGUAGAACAAGGAUGUUGGCUUGUGAAGAGCUGUUGGAGCAGCUACCUGCAUUGCAGCAGCUGCUAUAUCGCCUUAUUGGUUGCCAGCCUGAAGGAGCAGCUUAUAGCAAUUAUCUCAUACAGUACGCCUUGGCCCUGGUGUUGAAAGAGAGCUUUAAGGUAUACUGCGCAGUCAAUGAUGGGAUUAUAAAUCUCGUGGACAUGUUCUUUGAUAUGUCAAGACAUGAUGCUGUUAAAGCUCUCAAUAUUUACAAAAGAGCUGGCCAACAGGCAGAAAAUCUUGCUGAUUUAUAUGAUUAUUGCAAGGGUUUGGAUCUUGCUAGGAACUUUCAGUUUCCUACAUUGAGACAGCCACCUCCUUCAUUCCUUGCAACAAUGGAAGAGUAUAUAAAAGAAGCACCUCAGACAGGUUCUGUAAAUAAAAGACUGGAGUAUCAAGAGACAGAGAGGUUGACAAUAAAAGCUGAUGAACCUGAAGAACCUCCUGAAACUGAAAAACAAGAGGAAAAAUCUGAGGAAAAACCGCUUACGGAGGAACCUAAGGAAGAGGAGGUGGAACCUCCACCAUUGAUAUCAACUGAAGAUACUAGGGAUCUACUGGGGCUAAAUGAAAUUAAUCCAAGAGCUGCAGAACUGGAGGAAGGCAAUGCUUUGGCUCUUGCCAUAGUUCCACCUGGAAAUGAUUCUUCAUUUAAUAGUAGUCUGAGAGAUAUCGGUGGGACUUCAGGAUGGGAGCUAUCUCUCGUUACAACACCAAGCAACAACCCUAGCCAGUUGGUGGAAAGCAAAUUGGCUGGCGGGUUUGACAAGCUAUUACUCGAUAGCUUGUAUGAAGAUGAAGCUGCCAGAAGACAGAUACAACUUCAGGAUGCAGGGUAUGGAUAUGGCGGGACGACUGUGCAAAAUCCAUUCGAUCAACGACAGGAUCCAUUUAUAAUGUCCACCAACAUAGCACCACCAACCAAUGUGCAGAUGGACAUGAUGGCUAAGCAACAGCAGCAAAACCAACAGCAGCAAAUGAUGUUUCAACAACAGCAACUCAACACCAUGGUGGUACCUUUCCAGUAUCAAUCCCAAUAUUCUCCACAAUCUCAAUUUCCUCAACAACAGAUACAACAUAUGAGUUCUUCUAAUCCCUUUGGAGAUCCAUUCCUUAGCCACCCACAAAGUUCAAUGCCACAACAGGGAAAUCCCAACCUGAUUUAG
Molecule: messenger RNA, 1741 nt
Organism: Corylus avellana
Lineage: Eukaryota; Viridiplantae; Streptophyta; Magnoliopsida; Fagales; Betulaceae
Product: ENTH/ANTH/VHS superfamily protein
Biological process (GO): clathrin coat assembly; vesicle budding from membrane; clathrin-dependent endocytosis
Cellular component (GO): clathrin-coated pit; clathrin-coated vesicle
Molecular function (GO): phosphatidylinositol-4,5-bisphosphate binding; 1-phosphatidylinositol binding; clathrin heavy chain binding
Source: RefSeq, a predicted model, not a curated record